This is a messenger RNA of Telopea speciosissima, 1251 nucleotides long. RefSeq names its product serine/threonine-protein kinase Aurora-2. The record is from RefSeq and is a predicted model, not a curated record. Gene Ontology annotation, molecular function: ATP binding; protein kinase activity. Lineage: Eukaryota; Viridiplantae; Streptophyta; Magnoliopsida; Proteales; Proteaceae. Gene Ontology annotation, cellular component: spindle midzone; spindle microtubule; chromosome passenger complex. The coding region runs from base 103 to 984 and encodes 293 amino acids. The transcript has 9 exons. Gene Ontology annotation, biological process: mitotic spindle organization; protein phosphorylation; regulation of cytokinesis.
GUUUCGUUCCCUUGCGUUUCAUCGCUCGUUCGUUCUCUCACUCUCCUUCUCUCCCUCUCUCUCUCUCUCUCUCACUCACUCACUUUCCUUCCUCUUUCCCCCAUGGCGAUCGCUGCAGAAGUGCAAUCUGAAGAAAAGACUUCUUCAGAGGUUUCCCCAGCAGAGAAGAAAAGGUGGACUCUGAAUGAUUUUGACAUUGGGAAGCCUCUCGGAAGAGGAAAAUUCGGUCAUGUCUAUUUGGCGAGGGAAAAGAAGAGCAGUCACAUCGUUGCACUUAAAGUACUUUUUAAGAGCCAGCUCAAGCAAUCUCAGGUUGAGCAUCAGCUACGCAGGGAGGUUGAAAUACAAAGCCAUCUACGGCACCCUAACAUCCUACGCCUCUAUGGAUAUUUCUAUGAUCAGACACGGGUUUAUUUGAUACUAGAAUAUGCAGCCAAAGGUGAACUCUACAAGGAGCUUCAGAAAUGCAAGUACUUCAGUGAAAAGCGUGCUGCCACGUAUAUUUCAUCAUUAGCACAGGCACUCAUAUAUUGCCAUGGAAAGCAUGUUAUACAUAGAGAUAUCAAACCGGAGAACCUUCUGAUUGGUGCGCAGGGUGAACUGAAAAUUGCAGAUUUUGGUUGGUCUGUGCAUACAUUUAAUCGCAGGCGGACCAUGUGUGGUACACUGGAUUACCUUCCACCUGAGAUGGUCGAGAGUGUAGAACAUGAUGCAAGUGUUGACAUUUGGAGCCUUGGUGUCCUCUGCUAUGAGUUCCUUUAUGGGGUACCCCCAUUUGAAGCGAAAGAACACUCAGACACAUAUAGAAGGAUAGUAAAGGUGGAUCUCAAGUUUCCUCCAAAACCAAUGGUUUCUUCAGCAGCAAAGGACCUUAUUAGUCAGAUGCUUGUCAAGGAUUCUUCAGAACGUCUCCCACUACACAAGCUUCUUGAGCAUCCAUGGAUUGUUCAAAAUGCAGACCCCUCUGGUAUCUACAAGUGUUGAAUUGCAGAUAGGAGACUUUUUCUCUUUUGUGAAACCUUGAAGCUGGCAGGGCCAGGGAUGUUCCUCGAUUGAUGGUAUCAGCAAUAUGGUUACUGAUGCAAUUAAAUGUGGAAAUUCGCUCAGAGACAAUGUGUAAAUUUGGAUGCAUGCUGCUGUCUGCAGUCACAUUCAGACAUAAAUAAUACCAUGGUAAUCAAGAUGUUUAUGUCCAGUCAAUGUUACAUGUAACUUAUAUAUUUGUUCAAUGACAUCAUAAAAUGCAAUUUC